Humulus lupulus (European hop) is the source of this 2722-nucleotide messenger RNA. RefSeq names its product G-type lectin S-receptor-like serine/threonine-protein kinase At4g27290. Lineage: Eukaryota; Viridiplantae; Streptophyta; Magnoliopsida; Rosales; Cannabaceae. Bases 134 to 2581 code for a protein of 815 amino acids. The transcript has 7 exons. The record is from RefSeq and is a predicted model, not a curated record. Gene Ontology annotation, biological process: protein phosphorylation; recognition of pollen. Gene Ontology annotation, molecular function: protein serine/threonine kinase activity; ATP binding.
ACAAACCAAAACUUACAACAAGUCAACCUUAAUGGUCGUAGAACUGCGUUUAGUCAACAGCAGCUACCAUACCAUCACUAACUAUUAGCCCAGGAACUGGUGGAAAAGGCAAAAGCCCAGAGACUAAAAUUCAAUGGAGAAGAAGCUUUCGGCCAUGUUUAUCACUGCUCUUUUGCUGUUUUCUUUCGCGAAGCUUUCUGUGGCAGUUGAUGUCAUGACUCAAUCUCAGUCCAUCAAAGACGACGAGUCGUUUUUGGUUUCCAAAGACGGGAGUUUCGAAAUGGGGUUUUUCAGUCCCGGUAGUUCUAAAGCCCGUUACUUGGGAAUCUGGUACAAGAAUAUCCCAGUUCAAACUGUCGUUUGGGUGGCCAACAGGAGCAAGCCAAUCAACGAUUCAUCUGGAGUCUUGACGGUUAACAAAACGACAGGUGAUUUUCUCCUUCUGAGUCAUAACCAGACUGUCGUUUGGUCAACAAACUCGACUGCGAAAGCUCAGAGUCCUCUGUUACAGCUCUUGGAUUCUGGGAACCUUGUGCUUAGAGAUGAAAAGGACGAAAACCCAGAAACGUUCUUGUGGCAGAGCUUCGAUUUUCCAUGUGAUACUCUGCUGCCGGGGAUGAAGCUCGGCUGGAACAGGAGGACUGGUUUGAACCGUCGAUUAUCGGCCUGGAAGAGCUCCGAUGAUCCAUCUCCAGGAGACUUGAGUUGGGACAUGGAGCUUCGUGAGUUCCCAGAGCCCGUUAUGUGGAAUGGGACGAAGGAGUUCCUACGAAGUGGACCAUGGAAUGGACUUCAGUUUAUUGGAAAGCCAACGAAAGCUCUUCCUCUGUUGAAGUUCAGCUUUCACUCCGAUGAAGAUGAAGUGUACUUCACUUUCGUCUUGGCAAAUGAGUCUGUGAUUGGAAGAAUGGUUUUGAACGAAACGCUGUUCAAUCGACGAGCGUUGGUUUGGUCAGAUGCAGAGCAGAACUGGACUACUUACGCUACUUUCCCGAGAGACCAGUGCGAUAGGUACGGCUACUGUGGUGCCAAUUCCAACUGUGUUCUUGCACUAAACCCUGUAUGUCAAUGCUUAGACAAGUUCAAGCCCAAGUCAUUAGACAAAUGGAGAUCAAACGAUUGGUCAUCUGGAUGUGAAAGGAAAAAGGCACUGAAGUAUUGCCAAAACGAUGACGGUUUCGCCAAAUAUGAAGGGCUGAAAUUGCCUGAUACGACACAUACUUGGGUUGAUCACAACAUGAGUUUAAAGGACUGCAGAGGUAAAUGCUCGAGCAACUGUACUUGUAUGGCUUAUGCAAAUACUGAUGUUAGAGAUGGUGGUAGAGGUUGUGCUAUCUGGUUUGGUGAUCUGAUCGAUAUCAAACAGAUUCCAGGAGGAGGGCAGGAUCUAUAUGUUCGACUUUCUGCCUCUGAAGUAGGGGCUAAUAAAGAUGAUAAAUGGAAGAUAGGAGUGAUAGUUGCUUCUGCCGUUGUUAUUAUUCUCGGCCUGAUUUUAGCUUACUGCUGCUACAACUACAUUUCCCACAGGAAGAACAACUCCCAAGAUAAUGACCAUGAAAGCCAAAAAGAGGACCUGGAGCUCCCACUGUUUGACCUAUCCACAAUAGCUGCUGCAACAGAUGAUUUUUCAUUGGAUAACAAGCUUGGUGAAGGUGGUUUUGGACCUGUAUACAGAGGUAGGUUGAAUGAUGGACAAGAUAUUGCGGUGAAGAGGCUCUCGGCGUGUUCUGGACAGGGAAUGAGGGAGUUCAGAAAUGAAGUCACUUUGAUAGCCAAGCUUCAACACAGAAAUCUAGUAAAGAUUCAUGGUUGCUGCAUUGAGGGAGAUGAGAAAUUGCUCAUUUAUGAAUACAUGCCAAACAAAAGUUUAGACUUCUUUAUUUUUGAUCAAACACUUGGUAAGCUAUUAGAUUGGCCUAAGCGCUUCGACAUUAUUUGUGGGAUCGCUAGAGGUCUUCUCUAUCUGCAUCAAGAUUCCAGAUUAAGAAUCAUUCAUAGGGAUUUGAAAGCGAGUAAUGUCUUACUUGAUAGUGAGAUGAAUCCAAAAAUAUCGGAUUUUGGCAUGGCUAGAACUUUUUGGGGGGAUGAAACUCAAGGAAAUACCAGAAGAGUAGCUGGAACAUAUGGUUAUAUGGCACCAGAAUACGCCUUGGAAGGCCAAUUCUCGGUCAAAUCUGAUGUUUUUAGUUUUGGUGUUCUAAUGCUGGAGAUAAUAAGUGGUAAAAGAAGUAAAGGCUUCUACCAUUUGAAACACAAUUUAAACCUCAUUGGAAAUGCAUGGAAUUUGUGGAGAGAAGAGAGGCCUUUGGAACUGAUAGACGAAUGUCUAGGGAACAACUGCUCUGAUUCUGAAGUACUUCGUUGCAUCCACAUCAGUCUCUUAUGUCUGCAACAGCAACCAGAGGACCGACCGACGAUGUCAUCAGUUGUUCAGAUGUUAGGCGGCUCAGGCACCUUACUAGAGCCCUCGCAGCCGGGAUUUCUUGAGGAGAAAAACUCAAACGAUGUAUACACUGCUUCCACCACUCAUGAAUUGGUUUCAAUCAAUGAAUUGACCAUUACAAUGUUUGAGGCUCGAUGAGUAGGAUCUUCUCAUCAUAUGUGAACUAAGAAGAACUAAUGUCCUUAUUCCUUAAUUUCAAAUAUAAACUUCUUGUGUACAAGUUAUGGUAAAAGAUUCUAUGUAUAAACUUAUCAUGAAUAUGAAUGUUCAUUUGCGUCA